Racocetra persica is the source of this 741-nucleotide messenger RNA. The record is from the annotation of a GenBank genome assembly. Lineage: Eukaryota; Fungi; Glomeromycota; Glomeromycetes; Diversisporales; Gigasporaceae.
AUGAUGAAGCGCUUGAUGAUGAAAUUAUCAAUAGGUUAAUCAGAUCCUUAAAGAUACCUCUUCCAAGUUUGCAAAAUCCACCAUCCCAAAAAGAAAUCUUGUUUCCAGCUCGAAUUAUCAGUCUUAUAGCGAAGCAAAUGUGGAAAUAUGGGUUUAUAAAAGAGUCUGAAAGACUAUUUGCGAAUGUUAUGAAAACCAUUCAAGAACAUGUUAUGGAUUUUGAGGGUGAUGAUGCAAUUCUUCCAGGAGCAUAUUGGCUUUCUAACGUGCACGAAUUAUUAUCAUUUGCUAAUGCUGCUGAGAAAGAUAUGUUACGUGGAGUUGAUCUAGUAUCCGAUUCGAGUAGAAAUUUUGAAUGGCAUGAUUACGAAAGACUUGUGUCAAUUGUUAAACACGAUUUGGAAAGUUUAGAGUACAAUAUAUAUCAUACAUGGAUGAAAGAAUUAAAGAAACGAUUAUAUAAAAUGGUCAUUCCUGCUGUAAUCGAAAGUCAAUCAUUACCAGGCUUUAUAACGAGUGAAAGUAAUCGAUUUAUUACAAAAUUCAUAACUGGACCUACAGGACCAGCUUUCAGCAUGGAUGACCUUCUCAAUUUCUUAAACAAAGUUUGGAAAGCGAUGAAGUCAUAUUAUGUAGAAAUGUCUAUUAUUCAGCAAGUUGUUACGGAAUUAUUGAAACUUAUUGGGGUAACAUCAUUUAACGACUUGCUAAUGAGGCGUAAUUUCUGCUCUUGGAAACGAG